Helianthus annuus (common sunflower) is the source of this 1114-nucleotide messenger RNA. RefSeq lists its product as uncharacterized. The transcript has a single exon. The coding region runs from base 48 to 986 and encodes 312 amino acids. The record is from RefSeq and is a predicted model, not a curated record. NCBI's taxonomy places the organism in Eukaryota, Viridiplantae, Streptophyta, Magnoliopsida, Asterales, Asteraceae.
CUCUGAUCUUCCUUAACUUGCUACCAUACCAAAUAUUAGAAUUUUCAAUGAAUAUGAGCAAACUUUCUGGUUUUCUGGAACUCCUGAAAGCACCACUGAAAAUCCUAUCUCAAAAUGGUAAGCUUAUGGCCAUCACGGCGACUGUCUACCUUAUACUUUACUCGAUAUCUUUCAUCUUAUACAUGUUAUCAGCCAAUCCUUUUAUCCUUGAUUUGACGCACAAGCUUAUAGCCUUAGCCUCUGCGCGUCCCGGUACACCUGACUUCUCUAAACUCCUUGUUGCCAUUCGUGAAGAUACGGGCAUUUUCUUAGGAAUCGAAGUUGCAUACUUCGUUCUCUUCUUCUUCGUUGCGCUUUUUGCCCAGACAGCAGUUGUUAUUACUGCAUCAUGCUACUAUAGUGGUCAUGACUUGUCUCUUAAGGAACUUUUCUUGAAGGUAUCAAAAACAUGGACUAGACCAUUUGUUACUUCGUUGUGGAUACAACUUCUUUCACUUGGUUACACUAGUUUCUUCCUUUUGCCUUUCUUGGUUCCAUCACUUGUUCUUUUCGACCAUCGUACAAUCUUGAUCACAGUCUUGAUCUUUCUGGCUAUUUUUUUCAUCCUCAUCUAUAUUUAUUUAUCUGUUGUUUGGAGUUUAGCAUUUGUUGUUUCUGUGGUUGAGGAUAGUUACGGGUAUUCUGCACUGGGGAAAGCUAAAGUGCUUGUGAAUGGCAAGAGGGUACAUGGGUUUCUUCUGAACUUUUUCUUGAAUCUUGUGACGCUGGUUAUUAUUGUUACUGGAUCCAAACUGAUGAAACUAUCACCAGCAAUGCCAAUUGUUGUUGGGGUUAUUCAAGUUCUUUUGAUUGGGAUUAUUAGCAUGUUUAAGUCCAUUGCAUAUUGUGAAUUCUAUGUUCAGUGUAAGAAUAACAUGACGAAAUUAGGGGGUUUGGAUUAUAGCAGGAUUCCGACUACACCGGUUGUUGAUGAAUAUUUACCAUAGAACGUGUAUAUUAAACUACUUGUCUUACUUUCUUCUUUGUAUCUCAUCUCCCAAUAUACAGUGACGUGUUCAUGUAUUUAUUUUUGUCAUACGAAUGUUACUUAAUAGAUGAAAGUUGAGUUCUAUAA